AUGAACGCUCCUGACAUACAGGCCCUUUUUUCUAUGGCGUUUUGUCAAUCGUGCUCCACCAUCUAUACCCUGCUCCAGGAGCCGCUCUGUGCUAAAUGCGUUACGGAUCUCGCGGCUUCAGAAGACGUCCCGCGCUCGAUUUUGGACAUCCCUGGAGCCUUCGAGCAGGUCCAAAAUCAUCAAAGUGGGGAACCCAUCUCAGCACAAGUUCGGGAUCUUGCUGAGCACUAUAAACAAACUGCGUCCGAUGUUCGUUUAGGUAACAAGCCCCGCGUGAUGAACACAAACCUUCAGCGCACUCGAAACGCGCAAGUUGCGCGUUCUGUGGGCACCACAACCAUCCAGUCAAACACCACUGCUGCCAUCACUGCUCUCACGGCUACAAAAGCAGCUGCAACCGUCCAAGCACAACGAGAAAAGGGAAAGAGAAUUUAUGUGGCAUUCACUCUGGGAACGUUGGAUCCUCAGAAGCCGAACAAGCAGAUGUCAAUGAUUCCGACGACUCGAUUGAUGUAUGACUUGGGGGCCCUUCCGACAGAACCGGUAUUCAAGGUGUUUGGAGAGUGCCUCUCUCAGCUUAAUGAGAGAAUGAGAACGGAUGCCACUUUCCCUUUUUGUGUUGAUCUAACGAGAGAGCAAGUAACGUUUCACAGCGCGGAGAAAGCAAGUAAUGUCUUUCAAAUUGCCGACAGCAGAAUUGUGGAGUCUACAAUGGGACAGCUAUUCACGUAUCUUGAGCAAUUCAUGAGCAAGACUUCAGUGGACGCUCGAAGAGUGGAAAUCCGGAUUGUUGCAUCAAAAGAUCUUGUCUAUGGAAGCGAGGACCACAUCGAACACGGGAUCGGGCCUGGUCUCAAGUCAAGUCGCCGAGCCGUGGCAUCGAAGGUGACAAACAAGAGCACAACCGCCAGCACGGCCAGCAUGGCCAGCACUGCCGCCCUGAGGACCUGGACACAGACGGUGGCUCAGUCCAGCCGCGAAACUCGAUUCAGUCUAUGGAGCAUUGGCUCAAGGACACCACCCAUACCAGUCCCCUUUCUGAGGCCGAUGGCACCCGACCAGUUCACCAAACUCAAGUUCAGGCGUUACAAAGUAUGUCGCACUGGCAGUAUCAUCAAGUUUCGACUGCCGGAGGCAGAUACUCCCUUCGAAACAAUCUCGGUUGCAGCGGAUUGGAAAAGGGGGUCGCAGCUGUAUCAGAUAGGCGAAAAAAGCUUUCAGACAACUGGCUUCCUGGGCCGAGGCGCUUCCAAACAUGGCAUAUACGCUCGUCUCGGAAACAAGGAAUACGCACUUACUCAGAGCUCCUGCGAAACGGGCGAGAUCAGUGAUUACAGCAAUCUGUCCAUGCUGACCGAUGAGAUGCAGAACUUGGAGCGCGGGAGUAUGCUCCUCGCCGAGUUCCAGAAACUCGCUGCGGAGAAGAGAGUGAAACUACCACAGAUGGCAUUCAACUCGACCGGAGCAUUCAUUGGGAGAUUCGAGCCACUUGUUGAGGCGGAUGCUCCAUUUGACGAUCCUUUGCCGUUCUUGGACUUUCUGGCAACGUCCUACCUCCCUGUUGGAACCGCUGAGGCAAAGAUCGAGAAGUUCACUGGAGGCCAUGAUUGUGGAAGUCCGCCCGGUCCGAAUGACACUGUUCUUGGGGCCCUCCAUGCAUUCACGCACUGGAUGGUCCUCUACACCUCGCAGAACUUUGUUCUGACGGAUCUACAAGGCAUGUAUGAUGCGAGACGGGUUCUGACGCUUCUAGAUCCUCAAUCCCAUUCCUCGGAACGAGACCAGGAGAAGCGUCCCUUCUGGGAUCUUGGUCCCAACGCAGUUGUGAAUGUGCUUACACACCACCUUCGUGACUGCGACGACAACAGCUUCUGCAACAGGCUGGGACUCAAGUCGCUUGACUUUACAUUCAUCGACGAUGACAACGGCUCUGAGUCUAUCCGUCGAUCUUUUGAGUCUGAUGUAACUGUUUCACCGCGCACGUACAGACCUGCAAAGAAGGCGCGAACUGAGCAUUCAGACCCGGAAUCCGAAGAAGAGCCUCCUGCUCCGGCGCGUGGUCCCCUCCGUCACGGAUUCCCGCCAGAAGAUUGAUAGAAUACAUAUCGAAUUACUACACGGCUGAAUACAAUACUAGGCGUUGUCCCC
Messenger RNA from Mycena citricolor, 2148 nucleotides. The record is from the annotation of a GenBank genome assembly. NCBI's taxonomy places the organism in Eukaryota, Fungi, Basidiomycota, Agaricomycetes, Agaricales, Mycenaceae.